CCUCCAUCCUCACUCUUCCUCAACCCGCCGCCAGUCCCAAAUACGCAAACGGCAAAUCAGCCGCCGCCCCCUCCCGACCUGCACAGGCUGCACGCAGCUCCCAUCUCCGGCUCCGGUGACCGGCGCUCCCCCUCCUCGCCCAGGUCCAGAGCCGCCCCCUCUCGACCUGCAAGCUGCACGCAGCGGGGCCAGGGCCAGAGCCGCCACCCCCGGUGACCGGCGCCCCGCGCCCCCAGUCCCCCUCCCCCACGGCUGACGGCCCCACUGCCACCUGCCAGGCGCCCCAGCCGCCUCCUCUCCCGGCUCACUCACCGGUAACCGGCGUCCGGCCGGGACCUGGACGUGCCGCGUGCGGCCCAACGCCCCAAGCCCCCAACCCAGGAAUCAGCGACCAGCCGACCACAGCAGCCAGCAGAGAAGGGAAUACGAAUAACCAAAGAAGCGAAGAACAGAUAGAGAAACUGAUAAAGAGAAAGGUAGAUAGAUGGGGAAGCGCAAGCCCAUGCCUUCCGCCGCCGCUGCUCGAGGACCGAAGAACCGGCCAAAGAGGCCAAAGUCUGUGAAGCAGGGAGCUGAGUUACGGGAGCAGAAUCUCCAACUGCCGGAACACGAUUACGAAAAUAUAGAUACUGAAUCUGGAGCAGCAGAGACCGUUCACCGUGAUAAAAAAGCAAAUGGGAUCUUUCAAGACACAUCACAGAGUGAUGAAGAAGAAAUAGAAGACGAGUAUGAUGCUCCUAGUAAUGACACGCCAGGUGAUGCGACAAACAAUGGAAAUGGUUGUUUUGAUGAAACAGAGAUUUCAUGUUCAUUUCAUCGCCAUGUAAGCCACGUCAUAACAAAUGAAGAAGUCAAGAUGUUGAUGAAGAAGAACUAUAAAUUUAAAUGGGAAAUGCCUGCUGUGGGCAUUCCAAGGUCCAAAUGGGUUGGAACAGGUGAAAAAGUGCAGGAAGCAUGUGAUGAUCAUCUUCAUGAUGUCAAAGGAAAGUUGAGAGACCAUUGGCAACAUACACUGUCCGAUCAUUUAAAUUCUCGAAUGAGCUUUUACUCUCUUUGUAACAGUUAUCGUGACAUAAUGCAUUGCAAUAAGAAGCCAUUUUAUCUGAAAAGUAACGGUCCUGAUUCUAGUACCAUGGACGCAUAUCUUAUGCAUGCUUUGAAUCAUGUGCAUAGGACGCGAGAUGUUGUAAUUAGAAAUGACGCAAAGCUUAGGAAUGACACUGACAGAGAUAUUACGGAUGAUAAGACAUACCUUGAUCAGGGUUUUACACGCCCGAAGGUUCUUUUUUUGUUGCCUCUCAAAAGUUUUGCACGGCGCAUUGUGAAGAGAUUGAUCCAGCUUUCCCCAUUGCCACAAAAGGAUAGUGCCAUGGGACAAUUUAAAAAGGAGUUUGGUGAAUCAGAUGACGAGGGGAUACCUGAACAUAGCACAAAACCUGCAGACUUUGACCUCCUUUUUGCCGGAGACAUUGAUGACCACUUUGUUUUUGGCGUAAAGUUAACAAAGAAAUCUAUUAAGCUGUACAGUAACUUCUAUUCUUCUGAUAUAAUAGUUGCAUCUCCUUUAGCGCUGAAACGCAAAAUUGAUGGAGGAGGACAUGACAAGAAGGAUUUUGAUUUCCUAUCUUCAAUUGAAAUAGUGGUUGUUGAUCAUGCGGAUGUGAUGUCUAUGCAGAACUGGGACCAUCUGGAGGCUGUGUUUGAACAACUUAAUCAGUUGCCAUCAAAAGAACAUGGAACCAAUGUGAUGCGAAUUAGGCCGUGGUACUUGGAUCAGCAUGCACAGUACUAUCGGCAGACAAUACUGUUAAGCUCAUACCUUACACCAGAGAUUAAUGCUUUAUUUAACGGAUUAUGCUUAAAUUAUGAAGGAAAGAUUAAAAUGGUGACCGAGUAUGCAGGAGUUCUUCCCAAAAUACAACUUGAAGUGCGGCAGGUGUAUGAAAGAUUUGAUGCAUCUUCUAUUGCUGAAGCUGACGGUGCUCGUUUUGAUUAUUUCUGCAACAAGGUAUAUCCAAAGAUCCAGGACUUGGAUGAGGGUGGGCUGCUGCUAUUCGUCAGUUCGUAUUUUGAAUACAUUCGAAUAAGCAAUUUCUUAAAAUCCAAGGAAGCGUCCUUUUGUCGAAUCGGAGAGGCUACGUCUCAGCAGGAUAUAUCCCGUGCAAGGCUCUGGUUUUUUGAGGGCAAGAAAAAGAUCUUGCUUUACAGCGAAAGAUCUCACUUCUACCACCGAUACAAGAUCAGGGGAACGAAGCAUCUACUAGUCUAUUCGUUGCCUGGGAGAAAAGAAUUUUAUCCGGAGCUUGUAAAUAUGCUGGGCGAAUCAGAAAACCGCAAGUGCAACGUCCUCUUCUCUCGUCUAGACCUUCUCAAGUUGGAGCGGAUCGUUGGGAAGUCUUCGGCGCGAAGGUUGAUUUCCUCGGAGAAGGGCAUGUUUGUCUUCUGCUGAUGUAGCAGCCUAGCCCGUACUGUAGAGCAGGCGAAUGGUUUUAUACAUUGAUCCCUAGCAAAUGUACCCACAGCAGGGGGUCACGUUGUUGUUUGCCUGUCAGGCAAGAAUCUGGACCAUGUUAUGUAGGCAAAAAAAAAAAAAAAUCUGAAUCCCGUUUGUACGGCUAACAUUAUACUUUUAUGCCCCUAUUUGUUUCCAUCAAACUUAUAGAUUAUAUAGUCACCUAAUGACUUGCUUAUUUGUUAUCAUAGUCUAGGUAUGUAAAUUAUAUAUUCCAUCUAAUAAUUUGUGUUAUAAUAAUUUGUGUUGUUUGUUUGUUU
Zea mays is the source of this 2772-nucleotide messenger RNA. RefSeq names its product U3 small nucleolar RNA-associated protein 25. Gene Ontology annotation, cellular component: nucleolus; small-subunit processome. Gene Ontology annotation, biological process: maturation of SSU-rRNA from tricistronic rRNA transcript (SSU-rRNA, 5.8S rRNA, LSU-rRNA). The record is from RefSeq and is a predicted model, not a curated record. The transcript has 23 exons. Lineage: Eukaryota; Viridiplantae; Streptophyta; Magnoliopsida; Poales; Poaceae. Gene Ontology annotation, molecular function: U3 snoRNA binding; rRNA binding. The coding region runs from base 485 to 2449 and encodes 654 amino acids.